Molecule: messenger RNA, 2251 nt
Organism: Galleria mellonella (greater wax moth)
Lineage: Eukaryota; Metazoa; Arthropoda; Insecta; Lepidoptera; Pyralidae
Product: oocyte zinc finger protein XlCOF6-like
Exons: 12
Coding region: 230-2056 (608 amino acids)
Biological process (GO): regulation of transcription by RNA polymerase II
Cellular component (GO): nucleus
Molecular function (GO): zinc ion binding; DNA-binding transcription factor activity; RNA polymerase II cis-regulatory region sequence-specific DNA binding
Source: RefSeq, a predicted model, not a curated record
GUCAAGUUAUAGUAAGAUAACUUAAAAAUUUAUAGGUAAUUAAAAAUGUGUUAUUAUUGUAAAUAGGCGACUCUCGUUUCUACUAAAAUUUUUAUGAUAUCUAUUAUUUAAGAAAUUUUCGACUAGCAUCAAAUUCGAAAUAAUUAAUGCUUUUAAAAUUUUCAGUAGUUGAAUGCUUAUUAAACAUCCCUGUGUGAUUGUGAUUUAGUAUUUGUAUUAUCAUGUCUUCAUGAAAAUUACAUUUGGAUCGUUAGAAAUGGAUAAUGUAAAAGAUCUUUGUAGAUUAUGUGCCAAAAAGGAAGAGCUAUCAAAAGAUUUAUUGGAUGUAAAUAACAAAAGUGUAUUAAAAUUAAUUCAAGAUUUUGUACAGAUAGCCAUUAUAGAAAAUGAUGGGCUACCUACAAAAAUAUGUUUAAAUUGUGAAGAAAAAAUAGUAUCAUUCCAAUUAUUCAUUUUGGAAUGUUAUAAGGUGCAAGAUACCCUUAAAAAAAUAUAUUUAGAUAAUUUCAACAUAAAACAUGAAGAUGAGUCACUUUUAUACACAAAUCCUGUUAUUAAGUCAGAGGUCAAAGAUGAACUUACUGCUGAAGAUAUUGUGUUAGGUGCUAUUGAUAAUGAGAUAUCUGAGUAUGAUGGAGUAGACUUUUCAGUAUUUGAUGAUCAUAAAAGUGAUGACACUGGUGAUGAUGACGACGAGGCGGACAAUAUUACUUUAGCUUCUUUGAAAAAAGAAAAAGGGAAACAUAUUAAGAAAAAAAAUAUUAGUGAAGAAGCUGCUGCAGACUUUAAUGAACUAUUGAAAAAAUCUAAUUUAAAAGUAAAAGACUUUGUCAAACUGCAUUGUGAUAUGUGUGAUCUGAAAAUGAAGACAUGGAGUGAGUUGACUGUCCAUUAUGGCAAAAUACACAAAAGGAAACCCUAUGUUUUAUGUAUCUGUGGGUACAUAAUCCACUCUAAGAGUGUACUAUAUAAGCAUGUUUCGGACCAUAAAAUAGAAAGUAGCAAGUUACACAAUACAUCGCAAGAUAUGGGAAAACCAACGAAUGUUAAUUAUUCUUCACUCAAGAUCCGUGAUUUUGUUGAUUUUACGUGUAAUAUUUGUAAUAAAAAGCAUUCCAGUUGGUACAGAUUAAAAUCACACACUUCCUACAAUCACAAGGUACUGCCUGUUGUUAAAUGCAUUUGUGGUAUAACGCUUAAAUCGAAAUCGGUUCUCUAUAAACAUAUUCAAGAUCAUAGAAAUCCAAAUGUUUUAUGUUGUGACAAAUGCCCUCGAAUAACCAAGACUGUUGAAGCUUUAAAUAAACACAAAAUGAGACAUGUUCCUAAAUCAGAAAGAAAGUUCUAUUGCAAUUCUUGUGACAAAGUGUUUAAUACGAAAGAUGGUUUAAAAUCUCACGAAAAAUCUCAUAUACCAAUUGAAGAAAGAAAAAUUUAUCAUUGUGAAGUAUGUAACCUCAAAUUUACGACGCGGUCCUCAGCUGCAUCCCACAAACGCGUAGUGCACGAUAAGAUCAAGAGUUACGUGUGUGACUUGUGUGGCUAUGCCUGCGGCACCAGCGGCGAGCUGCGACAACAUCGAGCUAUACACAGUGAUGACAAACCCUUCGUUUGCGGAAAGUGCUUUAAGCCGUUUAAGACACAUUCGAACUUGAAGACUCAUAUUGAUACGCACGAAGAUACAUCGUAUACAUGCGAUGUUUGUAAUCGUGUUCUCAACAGUCGACGCACACUAAGAAAACAUUUGCUCGUGCACGAAGAAAAAUGUAGGCAUGUUUGCUCAUACUGUCAUAAAGCUUUUAAAAGAAGACAAACACUAAAGGUUCACCUGUAUACUCACACGGGCGACAAGCCGCUGUCUUGCAAAUGGUGCAGCGAGCGGUUCGCGUAUGCGUCAACACUCCGCUCACACCGAUUGCGCUGUCACCCGGACAAGCUGGCCGCGCAGCCCGCACACUCAUACCAGCCCUACCGACAUCUGCCCGCACAGGAGGAUUAUAUCAAGAACGACUUAGUGACUAUUAACGGAGCAAAGAAUGAAACAGAGGCUAUGUAAAAGAAUUGGGAAUAAAAGAUGCAUUACUAACUCGGAAUGUUGGCCGCGAACUUUGGGAGGAUAAGGCAAAGCGGAGCCAGCAUACACAAAAAGUCAAUUCUAAUAAAAAGGUGCGUAGUUUUAUUUCUCAACAAAACAACGAAGUUAGUCGCUAUUUCGACAGAAUCUUGUAUACUAAAUGCGUUUUUCUAAUUU